Messenger RNA from Cinara cedri, 13665 nucleotides. NCBI's taxonomy places the organism in Eukaryota, Metazoa, Arthropoda, Insecta, Hemiptera, Aphididae. The record is from the annotation of a GenBank genome assembly.
AUGAUUAUUGUUUAUAUUUGUGCAGAUGAAAAUUUUAAUGGACAAAUAGACAUAGUAAAAAAUCAUUUUAAUUUUGGACAAUUUAGAUGUCCUGUAGUCUGGUCUACUAGAUUUUCACUUCAUCCUAGACUUCAACAUUCAACUUCUAUGCUUUUACUGGGUGUACAAGUUUUACAUACUGUACUGGAUAAGUUUUCAGUUCGUAAUCGGCGUAACAUGUUUGUCUAUAAAGACUGUAACAGUUCUGUGUUUUAUUUAAGGUAUUUUUUUUUAAAAUUAUGUUUUAUUAAAGCUCACAAUAAUAAUCUAAUCAUUUUUAGAUUCUAUGAAAAUUCAAGUCGAUUACAUCAAAAUAAUAAUAUGGCGGGUUCAUUACAAUAUGAUUCAGAUGAUGAAGACUCUAUUUCUAGAUGUUCAUCUGCUACAUCUACAACGGCCACAGUUUCGUCCUCAAUAAAUCCUCCUAGUUAUACAAAUUUUCCGCGUAAAUUCUCUGAGGAUAAUCCUGGAACACGUUCUAAUUAUGGUUACUGGGGUGAUACAGAUUCAAAAGAUAUUGAAGAUCUGACAUUAAGAGUGCAUGGUAUAUCACCUGUCAGUAAGUUCAUAAACAAUAAUAAUAUUGCUACAAAUAAUUUAAAUAUCUAGAAUUUAAUAAAAAUGUUCCUAUAUUUUUAUUUUAUUAGGUAAUGAAAUUUGUAUUGAUCUGGUUGAAGUACUACAAAAUCGAUUGAAUGAUGCUGUACUGGAGGUUCUUACAACUAUGUUAUACAGAAAUCCACUAUGUAAACUUUAUCCAGAUGAUAUUCGUUAUAUACAACCAUAUAAUAGUCAACCUGACUUUACUAUGAAAGUAAAUAAUUUAACAACUACAAUUUUUAUAUUUUUAAUACAUUUUACUUAAUUUAUUAAUAAUUUUGCUUUACCUUGAUUUUAGUAUAGUACAAUGUAUUAUAUAAGUACUACAUAUGUUCAUGCUCCUUAAUUCAUCUGUGAUAUCAUCAGCUGUGGCCUAAUUCUCAGGAAUUAAGGAACAUAAGGGUUAUUUGAUUAUUCCUCUACAUUAGAUGUCUAUGGAAAAAUGCUAAUACAGGGUGGGACUUAUAAAUAAAAUGAUUUUCAAAUAACUAAAAAAAAAAAACAACAUUGUUCAUAUCACCUUAAUAUAUAUAAAAUAAAAAAGUGUUAACUUAAAAGAAUUUAAAGUAUUAUAACUAAACCUUGCACAAGCUUAAGAUUUUCAUUAAUAGACUUGUAAUCAUGUAGUGAGUUUAAUGAUUUGUAUUAACCACCUUUGGUUUGCUAUUUACUAGCCAAAUAAUGAUAUUAAUUACAUUUACGUUCUUAUUACUACUUAAUUCUUAACAUGGAUAUUAUAUUAAGUUACAAUAAUAUGAUGUUUGACUAGGAUAAUAUUAUUAAUUAUUAUCAUACAUUUAAAUUAUAUCAUAUAAUAGGUAUGUUUAUUAUAUUUACAUGUAUGUAUACAUUUAUUAGAUUCAAAUUUUUAUUUUUAUUUUAGUUAUCCUUGCCAAUCGAAACUAAAAUCACCAAAUCGUUUUCUCACAAUUUGAAACGUAGUGCUGCAGCAUUGUUAUUAUAUCCGCCAAAAUAUGGUAUUCGUUAUCAUAGAUUCUACUGUUCAUAUGAUGCAUUAGAAAAUCCAGUAAAACCCAUCAUCCGUUCGUUUUUUAUGUAUAAUCAAUCAAGUGGUGUCACUAGUGGAGCUAGCGGAAUGCGCAGCUCAAGUGGUAAUCGAGGUCUAGCGUGUGUUGUCUUUGACAUUUAUUCAAAUGAGUACAAUAGCCGCAGUGGUUCAGUCGAUGACAAUUCAUGUGAUUAUCCUAUCGAUUCAGAGUUGUUCAAAAGACGGGUACUUACGAAAUGUAUAGAAAAUAGUGCUAAAUCAAAUGUCUAUUAUAGUGGUUAUGGUUGGUGUAGAUUUCUCUAACCCUCUCUUUCUUAUUACAUUAAUGGUUAAAAAAAUAUUUUGUACUCUACAGUCAACGUAUUUGUGUGGCGACGAGGUAGAAUCAACACAGAAGUGCUUCAAACAAAAUUGAAUUCGACUAUCACUCACUCUUUAUGGGACAUUUAUAUGGAACGAUUUCUGUGGGAACAGCCAAUAAUCAUUGAAAAAACGUCUGAGGUGUAUGUAAAUCCAUUGUGUAUUCAUUAUCUUGCCAAAUGGAUUGCGUUUGGAGCACAAAUAUCGGCCCCGUUAGCAGUCCAUUCACGAAUAGACCGCGAGUAAGUAUAUAUAUAUAAAAAAAAAAAAUAUGUGUAUAUAUACCAGUUUUGAUAUAGAUGUCUAUUUGAAUAUUCAAUACUUCUUAGUAUAGACACUAAGUAUUUGGGGUGUAUAAGGCAUUACCAUUAUUGAGCCAGGACUCAGACCUCAGAGAUUUUACCAGUGAAAAAUAUCUUUUAUAUUAUUGUUUGAUAAAUUUAAGUAUUAUGAUAAAAGAAUAAAAAAGGAAUAAAGAUAAUUUAAUGUGAUAAGCACCAACAUCAACAAGUUAAAAACCUUUAAAUUUAUUUUAUUUAAAAAUUAUAAAUAUUAGUGGCUAAUUGCAGGAUGCUGACCCCAUUUUUUUUUAGAAGGGGGGGUUGAAUAUAUUAUUUUUCAAUAGUAAUAGUAUUUGAACAAACAUUAUGUGAAUAAUAUUUAAGUGGGAAAAGAGAUACCAAAUUUUUAAUUAGCCAUAUCAUAUGCCAUAUAGUAUACAAUAUUUAUGAUUUGUUAUUAGUUUUAUUAUCAUCGAAUUUAAUUGACUUAAAACUUUUAUUUGUGAUUUUUAAAUAAAAAUUUGCAUUGUAAUUUUCAGUUCCAUUUUUUCUCUAGAUUUCAUAUAAGCAUACUACUGCAAAAUCUUGAUUCCUCAUUAGCUGUAUUAUUAUUAUGUCUGUGAUAGUAUUAUUAUUAUCAAUAUUCAUAUAAUCUUUAGUAUUCUGAUGUAUUGGUUUUACAAUGAUAUUUAUUAUUAAUAAUUUUUUUCUGUUAACAACUUUUUUACCAGAAAUUUUUUUCUGAUUUUAUAAUGUAGCUCAUUUUCCGAUAGGAAAUUUAAUUGGAGUACAAUUUUAAGGAAGUCUUUUUUUUGAUUUUCUCAGGGGUUUUCAUAAUAAAUGGAAAAACUGAAAAAAAAUAUAGGAAAAUCAAGAAAAUUUACUCAAUGUAUUACUUUUUUUUUUUAUUAUUAUUCAGUUAAAAAUAUUUUUAGAAAUUAGAAAUUUAGACAGAAGACUCAUAUUUUCCUUUUUUAGAUGUGGUAACAUUUUAAAAAAUGAGUUUUUAUGUAAUUUUUAUUCAUUAGGUACUCUAUGGAUAAAAUUGUUAUAUUUAACAAUUUAUCAAGAAUUUUAUUAUAACUCUUCUUUGUGGUAAAAAAAAAAAAGAUUGAAUGUAAUGUACAUUUUAAUAAAAUGCAGCCUUUCAAAAUAUGUAUAAACAAACUUUGCUCUGAAUCAUUUUUCAAUGGUAUAUUUUUGAUUAAAGAUCUAAAUUAAAUAACCUUAUGUAUCCAUUUUCCCCACUUCCACUUACAAUAGUGGCACAUCCAUUCUCACAAUUAGCACAUUUUUUAUAAAUCUGUAAUGAAAAGAUUUUUUGUUUUUAUAAUAUUUUGUUAUCUUUUAUUUAAUAGUUUUACAUGUUACAUUCAAUAUAUAUUUUUACGAACUUUUAGUUAUUUCAUAGAGUUGACAUUAUACAAUUAUACAAUAAAUAAAAAUAUAGGAGUGUUAACAAUAAGUAUUGGUAUUAUAAAGAUAAACCAUGUUCCUAACCAAAAAUGAUUCUGAGCAAAGUUCCCUUAUGCCUACAUGAUUUAAAGUGCCAUAAUAUUUAUGAUUUACAUCAAAAUUUGAUUUUAAAACCAUUAUAAAAAAAAGCUGAUACUGAUGACGGGUGUGGCCACUGUUGUGGUAAUUGGUGGGUAAUUGAAUUUAAUGAAGUAUUUUUUGUUUAUACGAAUAUCAAUAUCAAAUUUUGACAAAAACUCAAAACAUGUAACCAAACUUUGCUCAGAAAUGUUUUUCAUUAGUUAUAAUUUGUAGUUGCUUACUGAUAUAAAAUAAAUAACUUAAUGAUAUUCCUAUCUUCUCUACUUCCCACCUACAAGAUUGUAUUGAGACACAGUUUUUUUUAGUAAUGGGAAAGAUUAGAUCAUCUAUGAAAAAGCAUUAGUUUGAUAGUUUAACAUAUUGAACAUUAAAAAAGGCAUUCUAAAAGUUUAAAUAAAGAAAAAAAAAAUCAGGGUUUGAAACUUAUUCAAAUUUGAUAUCAGUUUUAAACUGGUUCUGUUAGCCUAACCCAUUGCUGGAACUAUAUUCAAGAUUAUAGGUUACAGAUUACAGGCUUAAAAAUAAUGUUGGUUACCUGUAACCAAUUGAAUGAGUUUUAUAAUACCUAUGCCUAAUGUAGCUAUGCUUUGUAGAUAAACAAUAUUACAAGUAGAACAUUGCAAUAUAACUAUUUAUGUAUAAUUCGGUUGUGUAAUCAGUUAUUACAUUAUAAUAACAGUGCAUGUAUUGGUAUGGCUAUAAUAUUGGUCUCUGAUAAAAAAACCUUAUAGUUUUGAAAAUUUCAAGUCAAAUAUUCCGUUUAAAAGAAGAGUUUCAAUAAUAAAAUGAAACCAUUACCUUGAUACCUGAAUGAAUUAUUGAGCCAUAAUUAUAUCUUUACAAUUUGUCAAUUUCAAUUCAACAUGUUAAACUAUUAUAGUAGCUACAAGCUUAUUAUUAUUAAUGUAGCUAAAAUAAAUUAAAUAUAUUAAAGCGCAUAUGUAGUUUAGACAGAUUUAAAAAUAUCUGUACCUAAUCAGUUCAUAACUGGUUAAAACAUACAUAAUAUUAUAGUUAUUAUAACAUUUUAUGUUAACUGAAAAAUUGUAAUCGAUAACUGGGAAUCAUAUUAGUUUUAAAAGUAAAAGUGGUCUAAGGUUCCGAAAAUGUUGGGAAAUUACCAGUUUCAAGUCCUGGAAAAAUAAUUGACAAAUUUACUAAAAAAUCAAGAAAAUUAAGAUUAUGAAUAACAUUUUAUUAUAAUUAUUAUACUUGUAUAAUAUUUUAUACUAUCAUUCUAUUUAGUAAUUUAUGGUAUGAAAUAUUUCUAGAGGCUUUAGCCAACCUUGUAUUACAUCUUCAAAUACACUCAUGCGUAUCUAACAUUUAAAACAAAAGAAAGAUGUCUUCUUUUUAUCUUAAAAAUCAACAUGUUUUGUUGAUUUAUGUAAUACCUUUGCCACUGUUGUAAGUGGGAAGUUGGAAAGGUAGGAUACAGAAGGGAAUGUAAUGUUUAUCUGUAAGCAAUGAUAAACCAUGCCUAAGACUUUGAGUAAAGUUCAGUUGAUAUUAAUGCUUUGUCAACAAUAUAAUUAUUAUAUAUGCCAUAUUAUGGUAAAAUAAUUAACUAUAGUCUGUCCCAGGAGAGAAAGGUCCGCUUCUGUGCAUGUUUUCCCCCUCCACAUAGCCGAUUGUCAUUUCUUCCGUCGUCGGUUUAUGACUAUACACCGCUAGGAUAUUUUGUAGAAAUUCAAUUGUUAUUAUUAUCAGACAUCGNAAUCCAGACUUUGUUUUUUUUGUAUACAUAUUUAUUUAUUUAAUAUCUUAUUGAACACUGUAGGUAUAAUUCAGUAGGUAUGAUACAGUAGGUAUAACAAAGUAGGUAUAAUACAGAGAUAUAUAUUUAAUAAAUAAUAAAUAAUUAUAUUAAAACAUUUCAUUUUUUAUUCGUUAAAAUUACAAUUCAUCAUUUUUGUCAUAUUGGUGAUAAACAGUGGACUAUGGACAGACAACAGUGCAUUAUUUGAAAUGCAGUGUACAAAACCUGUCGAUAGAUCCGGGAGGGAAUAAAUGGAUAGUGUUGCAGCGUGGGGAUACGCAGUAGCGCUUCGAUUUGGUCGGGGACAGACUAUAGGCAUAAUAUAUUUUCUUUAAUAAUAUUUGUUUAAUAUUGAAUUUUUCCCAUGUUUUAACUGGUUUUUCACAUUUAUUGGAAAAGCUCUUCGGAAAAUCGAAAAAUGAUUUCCUAUAAGUACCUUUCUAAUCAGAUUUCCAUUUAAAAAAAGUACUAUCAUUACAAAUUGGAGCAAAAUUGCUGGUAGAAAAGUUGUUCUCAAACAAAAAAAAAAAAAAUAAACAUCUUCGAUACACUCAGAAUCUAAAACAUUUUAUUUUUAUUAAAUUUGAUUGUCACGGACAAGGAAAUACUAUUUUUAAAAGAUUAAUUAUCUAGCAGUAACUAUUUACUGUAUUAGAAAUACAAGUGAAUCAACUAGUUACCAAUAAAAUAAUAAUUACACAUUUGCACUACUCGAUUCAAUACUCACUUAUUCAAUUAAGUCCAAAUGAUUAUUCUACUUAAUUAUAAUAUAUAUUUUUCAAAAUAUUUUGUCUUUUAAUUAAGUCCUCUCUCUAUUCAAAAUUCCUGGAUAUGCCACUAACAAUUUUACAGUAAUGUUCUUAUAGUAAGUAUUUUAGCUAAAAAAAAAUCUACAGAAUUGAAGGAAUUUUAAAUGUAGGUAUUUGGUGAUACAAAACACUAUAAAUGUGUGGUUUGAAACUGAUUUUAUACUUCUCUAAACAAUAAUUGUUAGCAUAUAAUCAAUAAUAAUAAUAGUAAUAAUACUAAUUGAUAUAAUUAUCAAUUUGGUAUCAAUAAAUGAUAAAAAUUAAAGUGGUCUUAAUAUAUAUUUUACGGGAAGAACCAUUAUAAAAUGAUUCUAUUCAAUAAUAAUAUUAUUAUAUUAAUAAUAUUUAAAAAGUUCUAUUUAAAAAAUUCACUUGAUAUUGCAUACAGUAUACAAAUAUUAUAAUUUUGAAUAUUAUUAUUUGAUUUUAGAAUAAACAUUAACCAUGUGCUAAGAGAGUUUAAAACUCAUUUAUCUUGGUUGGAAUCUUCAACAUCAAAUAAUUUAACCAUAUCCGAACGCUAUUUUUAUGUUCCCUAUACACAAUAUCAUAAAUCUAGUGAUGAAUGUGUUGGGGGUAAUCCAUUUAUCAAUUUAUUGGAUCCAUUUCAAUUAGAACAAAGGCAAGAUAUUACUUCAACAAACAAUCCAAUGUUCUAUGAAUGGAAAAUACCAGAUAACGAAUUGGUAUUCAUUAAGACUGAGCCCCAGGUGGUAUGCCCACCUUCUGUUGCAAGUGUCUUAAUAAUAGUGUCAGUAACUUCAACAAUGAAAACUAAACAAAAACAACAUACACAGCUUCAUAAUCGAAACAUAGAUGAAGAACUUAGUGAUUCAGAUACAGAUAAUGGUGUUGUACCUGAGGUUGAAAAAAAGUCAAAUCAUAGUGAAGAUGGUAAUAAUUUUUAGUUACAUAGAAAUGUUUAAGUAUUCAGGGUCAGUGUGAGGUGAAAUGGGUAAUAUUUACCUUAGGGUAAUAUUUAAACUGAAUCCCCUUUUGAUUAUUAAGUUUGUUUGAAAAAAAAAAAACAAAAUGGCAUUGAAUCUAUUUUUCAUGCAUUUUGUUUAUAUAACAAAAUAGAGACAUUUUAACUUUUUCUUAACAUAAUAUUUAGUGAUACAGUCUAGUACAAAAGGUGUAUAUAUAUUUUUUUUUUAUUAAUUUAAAAAAGAAAUAUAGAAAUAUGGUAUUUUAUCAAUGAAAAAUUAUUCCAGUAAUUUUAUUUAAUUUUAACAGAUUUUAUGAAAAUGAUUGAAAUUGACAAUGAUCAAUCAUCAAUGACUUUAAAAGAUCAUGAUGAUGACAUCAGUGAAAAUAAUAGUGUAAAAGAAAAUACAGCACUAAUGGUGAUUGAUAGUAACAAAUAUGAAAAAAAAAAACAGCCCACAAACAAUAGUAAUAUUAAAAUUGUUAAAUUAUUAAUGUUGGCUGUAUCAGAGCAAUCUAUUCAGACAUUAUCAUACAACUACCCUAAUAGCAGUGAUCAGUCUACUACCAUACAAUGUUUAAGUCGCUGGUUGGAAUGGCGACAUUCAAUUUUCACAUCAUCUAUAUAUCAUAUGUUGGGAUUGACCAACCAUGGUAUAUCAUGUGAUUCUGGUAUUGUUAAGAGUCGGUCUACAAAAAGUGACCUUAAUUUAUUAUUGGACUACAAGAGUUAUGUUACUGCUAUUGGAGCUAAUGAAUCCACAACUAUUAUUGACAAUAAUAGUGUUACUUUUGACAAAUAUAGUCGAAAGAGUAAUAGUCGUACCAAGCAGACCAAUGAAAAUGAUACAGAGGAUAAAAAAAAUAAAUCAAUACAAUAUACCAAAGAUUUCCAGGAUUCAUUUCUUGAACAGUUGGUAAGAAACACCAAACAACAGCAUAAAUUAGGUGAGUACACAAUAAUGUAAUUUAAAUUUUUUUAAAGUCUCAAAUUUAAAUGUAAAGAAAUAACAUUAACUGAAAAUUUGAAAAAAAAUUGAAACUAAAUAAUGUGGUUUCAUUAGGGGGGAAGUAGGGAAGGUUGGAUACAGAAGGGAAUUUAAUGUAUAUUUGUAAGCAAUGAUAAACUAUUGCUAACAAAACAAUGAUUCUGAGCGGAGUUCAGUUGAUAAUGAUUCAUUGUUAACAAUUUAUAUGUCAUAUUAAAUUAUAAUUCAUAAUAUUGAGUACAACCAAUUACCCAGUAAACUCUUAUGUUUUUGUGUAAAUAGUAAAAAUAUUUUACUAUUCUACAAUUUCAUAUUUGUGAUUGAUUUGUAAUAAAAUAAAUAAAUUGUAAAAUAAUAAAUCAGAUAUCAGAUAAAAUAUUAAUUGAAACUAUUUUGAAUGUGUUUUUAAUUAAUUUACAUUUAUUUAGCCAAUAUUUUUCGAAAUGUUCACAUGUUUAUGUGUGGUAAGUAGGUGAAACAUUAUCACCAUCUUUAACAAAUGAGUUAUAUAUAAUGUAGUUUAAUUUAAAAUACCUAUUUACUUACCAUUUUCAUUAAAACCGGUUACCUUAUUUUUAAUCUUUCAAUCUUUUUAACCUAUAGCCCCAAGUUUUUCUUAUUAUCUCGAAUAUUAAUAAGAAUUUUAAAAAAUGACCUCUUUAAAGUACAACCCAGAGAUCAUUUCCUUUAGGAAAAAGUCUAUACUUGAUAAUUGGAGUAAGUUUUCUGGUAGAAAGGGUUUACAUAAAAAAACAAAUAUAAAAACAUAAUAAACGACAUUGUAAAACCAAUACAUUCCUUGCUCUGCUCAGAAUCUAAAAAUUAAAUAAACAUAUUAUGAUAAAACAACAAUAUUAUUAUAAAUCUAUUAUUUUACAAUUAAAAUGAUUAAUCUUAUUUUAUUGUUCCUAAUUUGUUUUAAUUCUUAUACACUUUAUUUUUUUUAUUAUAUAUAAUUUAUAUACUAUUUUAGAUGCACAAAAAAAAGUUUUGUAUGAUAUGUGGAUUCAAAGUGAUGCAAUUAUUACAAAAGAAAAUCUUCGGAUAUUUUUCAAUCACAGCCGAGUAAUUCAUUAUUGUUUAACACCACUGUUGUUUUUGCCAAGGUAUAAAAAAAAACACAGACAUAACAAUAAAUUAAUGCAUUUUUUAUAAUAAAAAUAAUAUAAUUAUAUGUUUUAGGUGGCGGUUAGAAUUAUCAGCUACCCGAGAUAAUGGAAUGGAUUCUAAAAAAAUAAAACAUUUUCCUUCUCUUCCACCUCCACAUUGGCAUAAACGAUUAUGUGCACAGUUAACAACUGCUUAUGCACAAUUUAUUGAAACAAGUCCUGUUUUUAAUGGUUUUCAAUUAGUUCACAUUGGUAAACAACGUGGAAAUUAUGAUUGGUAUGUAAACAUGUCAUAAAAUAUGUUUAAUAAUUAGAUGUACCUAAAUAAUUAUGUUUAUCAUUUUUAUUUUAGUAAAAAAAUGGAGAAAGAUAAUAUUAAAUCCACAAUUUGUUACUUUAAGAAAUCUAUACCUGGAGUUACUGGUGGUUUAUUAUUAUUGGAAACUGGUGUAUGUCCCCCAUUUUAUUUCAUUAAACUUUGUUCUAUUGAAAGAGAAAGGCUUACAAAUCAACUUGAAAUAUACGACAAUAAAUAUUUACCACUGGUACUAAACAUAAGUAUUCAUUAUUCUUUAAUCAUUUAAAGAUAAAUAUUUUUAUUAUUAUUAGGUUUUUUGGUGUAUUGAAUAAUUUGUUUUCAAAUUAUUUUUUGUUUUAGCAUUCUCUUCUUGAUCAAUCUGAAACUAUUAUAAGGAAUAUGCACUUGCAUUCAUUUACUUAUGACUUUCAUGUGAAAAUACUAUCGGACAGACUAACUAGAUUAGUAAAAAAACAAAAAGUAGCCAAAAAAAAAAAUUACAGCCGUGACCUAUCUGAACUUUUAGAACAAAGUUCUACACAAGGUAUAGAAAACAAAUCAGAAAAUGAUAGAACAAAAAAUUCUAUUUCCAGGUUUCUAGAUGAUUUUUUGAAAUAUUAUACUUUACCACCGAUAUACUCUUGUUCUUUAGUACUGGCUGGUUAGUAUUUCAAGUAUUUAAUUGCAACAAUAUAAAGAAAUAUAAAUAUAAAUUUGUUUUUAGGUUUUAUUAAGCAUUCUCAAAUACCUGUUACUGGUAUUCAGCUGUAUAAAUAUUUAUUAGAAAGUUGCUUGGAAGAUUGUGAUGGGAUGGCCGUUAUAAAAAUUUAUGACAAUGCUUUAUUAGAUGGUGAUGAUGUGGGUUCUCUAUUUGAUGAGGAUGAUAAAGAAUAUAGUGAAUUUCUUAAAAGCCAAAAUUAUUAUGGCAAUGAUUUGACAGUAAGAAUGAAAUAACUCAUAGUGAUGGAAAGUUUUUUUUUGUUACCUAACAAUAUAUUUUAAUAAUUUCUUAUAGGAUUUUAUUCUUGUUCAUCACAUGACUGGUAGUGAUAUACAACAAAGACAGGAAUUAGAAAUGAAAUCAAAAAAUUAUACUAAAUUGGGAUUAGAAUAUACAAAUUCUGAGAUUGAAGUGUGCGGUUUGUAUGAUGCCACUCUUAUUAUAACUCUAUCAUCAGUUGAAAAAUUAUUUUUGGAAGUUAGUAAUGAAAUACAUUUAUCUUAUUAUGUGCUGUUGACAAACAACGAAAAUGAUAAUUUGGAGAAGUAAGUUUAUAACUAUAUGGAUAAUAGAUAUUAUAUGUAUAUAUAUAUUUAUAUGUGUUAUAUAUUUUAUUAAUAUUUGUAAAUUAGAAAGGAUCUAGCUUUACUAAAGACAGACUAUAAUGUGCACCAAAGACAUAAUAGUACACUGAUGCACCCUUAUGUGCGUGGAUUUAAUGAGUCUAGCAGCUUAUCCAAUAGUGUGCCUAGUGAUAGCCUUGGCAAUGCUGUAGUAUCUUAUUCAGCUACUUUUUUGGAAAACUUCAAGGAUAACAAACAACCAGAAAAUGUAUCAAAUCUAAAACAUAAUUACCAAAAAAGCAAUAAAGAUGAAUUAAAUAAUCAUUGUCAGCAAAGGAUUAAAAAAACAAACCUAAUAAAGUUUUAUGAAAAAAAAUCUACUGAAUUGGUAGCAUAUACCAUAGACACAGCUGCCAAUCACUGCCGUAUACAUUUGCUAUGGCAAUCAUUUAGCAUACAAUCUGAUCAUAAAGUAAAUAAUUAUUAUAUUUUAAUUAAUGUCACUGACCAAAAUAGCAUUGGUUAGGUGUUACAAUUUUUGAAAAUUAAAAAAAAUUAUUUUAUUCAAAUAUACCCAUUGGCUAUGAUGUAAUAAUAAGAACUAUAACUUUUUUCAUUUUGAUUUUUGUUCAUUGCAAACCUAUAUUAUCCCAUUAACUUUAAAAUAAUUCAGGUAAUAUUAACAUAACUCUUGUAGAGUUUAUAGAAAUUUUAUUGGGCUUAAUUCUUGUAAAAAAUUUCCAACAGUUAGUUAAUCAAACUGUUAUAUAAUUGUGUUAUCUCUUCAUAUACUAAACCAAACACAUAUUUUUAAUAUUGAUUAUAAUCUAUAAUAUUAAACGUAAUUUUAAUUUUAGAUUCUGAGUGGAGCAAAGAAGCUUAUGGUUUUACAAUAAUGUUUAUUUUAUUUGUAUUAUUAUUUUUUUUAUCUGAACAAUUUUUCUACCAGAAAUAUUGCUCCAAUUUAAAAUGAUAGCACUUUUUCUAAAAGAAAAUCUGACUAGGGAUGUACUUUAUAGAUGUAAUUUCUUAUUUUUUCACUAGUUUUUCCAUUAAAUGGAAAAAUUAUGGGAAACCCUAGUAAAACCUGUAAAAUAGGUACAAUAUUAAACAAAUAUUAUUAAAGAAAAUAUAUAACGUCUGUGUAAUUUUAUUACCAUAAUAUGGCAUAUAUGUAUAUUAUUAAAAAAGAAACACUAUCAACCGCUUAGUCUUUUUUUGCUAGCAAUGGUUUGUUUAUUGUUGCUUACAGAUAUAAGUUCAAUUUCCCCUCUACUAUAUUCCCAACUUCUCACCUACAACAGUGGCCUAUCACUAUGUCUAUUUUUUUAAAUUCUAAUACAAAAAAAUAAUAUUAAUAAUCUCACAUCAUGUUUUUGACAAUCUGAAAUAUCUUAGUCUGUGGCAUCAGUGUAUGUAAUUAUCUAAUGUGUGGGACUGGUAAUAAACUAUUUUAUAUCUUUUCAGAAACUUGGAACUACAACUAACAAUACAUUUAGUAUUGAUGAACUGAAGAUGCUUGUAAAUAAAUCUGGCCUUGUAGAACCAUUAGCUGCAUAUGAUAGUCGAUUAAAAGGUCUAAUAGAAGAACUUUGUAAAAUACCUCAAUGGUUUUCUUCAUUCCAUAAAUUAAUUAGUGGGCAAACAUACUUAUCCUCUUCCACGUCAACACCACCGCCACCACCACCAACAACAAUUACAACAACACGAUGCAGGAUUUAUAAUCACUAUAACUCAGACCGACAAUACUUAGUAAUUUUACCAUAUAGUUCAGAAGUUCAAAUUAAUGUAUUUAUAGUUCUUGAUAAUGGAGGUGAUCCAACUGAUAAUAUUGCUACAUCUUCAAAUUCUUUGAUCAAUAUAGUUUUUAAAAGAAAUAAAAAAAGUUCUGAAGAAGUAAAUAUGUUAGUUGAAACUGUUGUAAAAGCUAUGUGCUAUCAAAUGUGGCGUGCAGCUGCAUCCGCUAACUGUAAAGAUGCUCGUUCAAAAUAAUUACAAAAGUAAACAUAUUGAAAAAAGAAUUAUUAACAAAAUAGUUUAUAUAGGGAAACUAUUAUUAUUACUGCUUAAUUGUGCCAUUUACUAUUAUACAAUCUAGUCAUUUAAAUUUCUAAAAUAUGCAUGCUAUCAUAUAAAUAAUAAAUAUAUAUAAAGUGAUGUAUUAUUAUUAUUUUUAUAUAAUAGUAUACUAAUUUUAUGCAUCAAAAUUUAAACUAAAGAAAUACACGCAUAAUAUACUCAUAUUAUACUUUUUUAAAUAUUUAUCAAUACAGUGGUAUUAAACUAUUUAAAAUAAUUUCAUCUCAAACAAAAUAGUUUAUUGUAAAACUAAUAUCUUUUUUUUUUUUUAAUAUUUAUUUUUUUAUGAUUUGAAUAUAAUAUUGCACAAACAAAAAUAUUAUGACCAAUAGAUUUUUAUUAGAUAAUACAUAAAUUAAAGUCUGGUAUAAAAAAAUGUUGUAUUUUGUGAUCACAAGUGUGUUAUAAACAUAUAGUACAAUUUUUUAUGAAAAAAAAUGACUGCUAUUUUAUAGGUAUAAUAUAUAAUUAUAUAAUGUUAAAUGUGCAUUGUUACCAAUAAAUAUACUUUUAAUGAUAAACGUCUCAUUGAUAAACUUUUUAUUUUUGCUCAAUAAUAGGUAGG